UCUGCAAGAUCCCUAUCCGAAUCCGACCAAGAAAGAGAGCUGGCUCAGGCGACGGGACUCACCCCCACUCAAGUUGGCAAUUGGUUCAAAAAUCGACGCCAAAGAGAUCGUGCGGCCGCCGCCAAAAAUCGGCGAAUGGGAGGACACGGAGGCCAUCACAACAGCUGCAAUUAUUCGUCGGGAUCUUCGGCGGGAGGUGGACCAACAAGCAACAAACGCCAUCGACCCGAUCACAGUCCGAACGGGAACGAUUCCGACGACGAUGUCGAUCUGUUGAUGGACGACGCCAACGGUUCGGGACCGCUCAGUCCCGGCGCUGAAUCGCUCAUCGAUUCAGACAAUUCGAGCAUCUCGCUGACGGGUCCUCCAUCCCCCGUCGGAGACAUGACGUCCGCCGGGGCACUGGGAUCAGCUGGCAAUGACGCUGCCUCUAUCCUCAAGUCGAGCAUCGGCGGAGACAUGGGCAGAGGUGGUCAGCCAUCGAAUCCUUUGACGAUGUCGACUGGCGGCCUGCUGUCCGAUCCGAUUCAUCAUUCGCGGGAUCGUGAACAACAUCACGCGGCCGCCAUGGCCUUGUCUUCGGCUGGCCUGAUGGCACCCGCACCGCCAUCGCACCACCAUCAUCACCAUCCAUCGGCCUUUACGUUUGGACAUCAUCCGCAUCAUCACCCUUCCUUCGGUGCGAAUUCUUUGAUGGCCGCAGCGGCGGGUCUACAUUUUAAUCUAGCGGCUUCAUUGGGCAAUGCGCCGUUGACUCCGUUCGGAGCCUUCGGAAGCCUAUCGAACCCAUUCGCAGCUGCCGUGGCUCCGUUUGGCUCGCGCUUCAACGGUGGCAACAACCGACCCAAUGGUUCGAGCGGUGGCGGUAAACCACCGACCUCGUUCGACAUGUCGCUGGCCGAGACGUUGGGUCAUCACCAUCACGCGGCGGCUAUGGCGGCGGCAGCGGCCGCCGCCGAACUGGCGGCCUACCAUCACGCCGCUCAGCAACAUCAACAGCAACAGCAACAACAGCAUCAACAACAUCAACAGGCGACGACGCAAACGACGAGCAUCGUCAGCCCAACAAUUGAGCCGCUCAAAUUGAAAAGCGAUCUCAUCAUCACGAGCAGCAAAUCGAAUCAUAGCGGCAGCAGCCGCAGCAGCAGAAGUAGCAACAGCAGCCGACAUAGCGGACGAUCGACGCCACCGACGCCUCCCACACCACCGCAAAAGACGUCCAUCCUUCACCAGCACGAGAUGGUGGCCGAAACUGGCACUCAAGCCAGUUAAUUCAAGCAAACCAAGUCAUCAUAGAGGGCCUGUAUAUAUUAAAUGGGAUUCAUUUCGUGAAAUGUAUAAGGUCCUCUUCGUUAUUUUGACCCACAUACAAAAUGAAGAGAAAAGUUUUCUUUUUUUUUUUUUGGCCUGUUUCAUUAUUAGAACUGAUGCAUUUCUUUUUUUUAAUGCUAUAUACCUUCACACAUUUUUCUAUUCCGUGUAUUAUAUUAAUAUCGAUGGCUUUUCUGUUUUUUUUUUUUUCCCCUUUGCGUCUACGUAAUUAAACUCGAAUGUUUAACGGUUUCAAUGCCAGUGGCGUUUGAAAUGGCUUGGCAUUGUGUUCGAUGAGCUUUGUACAUGACACAUGGACAUACUUACAUGGACAAUAUGAUUUCCUAUUCCCCUUUCUUUUCCUUGUUUUUUUUUUGUUUUUAAAAUUAGCGCGUGCUGUGUGUGUUUUUAAUUUUUAUUUCAUUGGACGUUGGUAUCUUAUAUCAAUCGUCCAGUUCUGAUUUAUAUAUAUAUUAUAUUAUAUAUACUAUAUAGUGAUGGUGUAUUUUAUUGUCUGAUUCAUUUCCUUCGGUUCCUCAUCUCGUUUCGUGACGACCUUUAUUUUUUUUUGAAAUUGAUUAUACGAGAAAAAAGACAAAAAAAAAAACAAUUUAUGAAACCCCAAUUUGAUUGGCACGUGUGUGCGAGUGAUGUUGCGUCUUCACGACUGAACCCUAUAUACGUAUAAUAUUUGAUACUAUAAAUUGUUGUAUUCGAUAUCCCUCGGGUUUGGCUUUUGUAUAACCUUUGAUUAGAAUAUUCAUCGAAAUCUAUUGGUUUUUUAAUCGGAUUUGAAACGACCUCUUACAAUAUUGCAGGCGGUUGGCUUCGGACUAAAAGUUUGUUGGCACCUAUCAAACGAUAUACGUAAAACAGGGCAGUUAUUUUUGAGAAAAUAUUGCCACCUUUUUGUUUGUUUUUUUAAAUCUUUUGUCAGCAAAUAUGAGAUUCAUUCAUUUUGUUUGGCUUGUUUUGCCCAAUCACAUACAGCGACGACGUGUCAAUUGGGAGAAAAAUAUCCAGUCCAAUAUAAUAGUUGAACCCAAAAAAAAAAAAAAAAAGAAAGUCCAAAGAAAUUUGGCUGUUUCCUGAAUCCCGAAAUUCGUUGAUUUUCACGCAUGUUCAUCAUAUUAAUACCUACUCAUAGUCACGCGCACGUUUCAAUGUCCUUUCAGAAUAUUAUACAAUUACGCCCGAUUAUUAUUGCUAUGUUCAACUUGUCUUUCUGUUUGAAUUCGACGGUGACGAUGUAUCGCAGACGAAGAUUGUUCAAUGUUUUGUUAGAAAACACGCGAUCGAAUGACACGUUACACACACAACCACACCACGAAACGGAAACAAAAAAUUAAAGACGAUCAACUAAAAAGAGAAGCAGUUUGCAAUAAACCUUACAUAAUACAAAAA
Messenger RNA from Daphnia magna, 2715 nucleotides. RefSeq names its product T-box protein H15. Bases 136 to 1272 code for a protein of 378 amino acids. NCBI's taxonomy places the organism in Eukaryota, Metazoa, Arthropoda, Branchiopoda, Diplostraca, Daphniidae. The record is from RefSeq and is a predicted model, not a curated record. The transcript is spliced from 3 exons.